AAACGACAACUCCCCGAAGCCUCAGUGCUCGGUGCUUGAGGGUGGCGUUCGCGGCACAAACGGGGGGACCGAGCCAAGAGCCAAAAGUAGAAAGCUAGAAUACACAGUGAUUUUGGACUACAUUUCCAAAAAGGGAGCAGGCUCGGAUUAUCCUCGGUAGCACCGGUCACUCACAGGGUCACCUUUGCAGGCUUGAGAAACCUUGGCCCUGCCGGAACUCUACUUCUCCACUUGGAAAGCUGACUGCCUGGCCCCAUUCUUCCCGGCCAGCCCUUCCUGAAGAACCGAGACACUUGUCCCCGCCCCCUGCGCGCCUGCGCACUCGUGCCGCGAUAGGCUAUCUGGAAGCUUGGAGAUUUGAAGGCUGGGUGGUCGUCAGAGCCGGUCGCGGCAGGAUCGCGCGGGGCCCGGCUUUGCUGUGGCCGCGGCUUUUCGGAAAGAAACGAGUACGGGAAGGGCCGGAUUCUGCGGACCGGACUUGGGAGUGGGUCCUGGGGCCUCGGACUACUGGGCGAUUCCUCCAGAGUGAGGAGACCCGGACCGGGUGGAUUUAAACUCGGGCGGCAGUGACGGGGCCGGGCCGGGUUUGUGGGCGCGGCCUAUUCUGCAAUUCGAGAAUUGCAGUCCUACGCUCCUCGGGGUCCUACGCUCCUCGCUCUUCUCCUCAACCACCUAGGCCCGGCCGUAGAGGGCAGUCGGAGGUGGAGCCCCAGAAUAAAGGUCCCCUGAAAACGCUGGAGCUAGAUUCAGGGCUGACCUCUGAGGUCCGGAGUAUCCGCUGGACAGAAGACAACGCGGUGGGCCGUCCCACGGGCCCUGCCAGUCUCCGGAGAAGGCCUUUGAAGUGAAAGGAACCGCCUCGGCAAGCCAGGUUCUGUAUCACAAGUAGACAGAGAGGCAGGCAGAGAGAGAGAGGGAAGCAGACUCCCCGCUGAGCAGAGAGCCCAUUGCAGGGCUCCAUCCCAGGACUGUGAGAUCACGACCUGAGCCGAAGGCAGAGGCCCAAACCACUGAGCCACCCAGGGACACUCUGAAGUGUUUGGCUGAAUUUCUGAAGGAUUCUCACAACAUGAAAUAGACCAGUCUGCUUUGUUAUGCCAAAAACUUCAUUCGUCCUCCUGAUUUGGGUGAGAGUUUGAGAAAUGAAUGAAUGAUAAUUUCCUAGAAAAUUAAGCUUACAAAAAACAAAAUUAUUUUAAUUUCAGCAAAGAGUGACUAAAACUAAAAAUUCAGAAGUAAAAAUAGUAGCAUGUUAAAUGUAUGGAGUUAAAUACCAAAAGAAAUAGCUGAGAGAGGUAGUUUUUAUUUUUUAUUUUUAUUUAUUUAUUUAUUUUUAAAGAUUUUAUUUAUUUAUUUGAGAGAGAGACAGUGAGAGAGAGCAUGAGCGAGGAGAAGGUCAGAGGGAGAAGCAGACUCCCCAUGGAGCUGGGAGCCCGAUGCGGGACUCGAUCCCGGGACUCCGGGAUCAUGACCUGAGCCGAAGGCAGUCGUCCAACCAACUGAGCCACCCAGGCGCCCCAUGAGAGAGGUAUGUGAUACAAACCGUUAGAGAACAAGAUAAAGAUCACCUGGGAUAUCAUCAAGUAGAGCUCUAGCUUCUGUGGACUCUGCUUCUCCAGUAAAUGACCUUUGAGGAAAACUGACCAAUUCUUGGAAUCUAAAAUCAUGGCUCAUCAUUUGGUGAUGUUCAGAGAUGUGGCCGUAGACUUUACUCAGGAAGAGUGGGAAUGCCUGAACUCAUAUCAGAGGAAUUUGUACAGAGAUGUGAUACUAGAGAACUAUAGCAACUUGGUGUCAGUGGCAGGAUGUUCCAUUUCUAAGCCAGAUGUGAUCACCCUACUAGAGCAAGGGAAAGAACCCUGGAUGGUUGUGAGGGAUGAGAGAAGAAGAAGGAGCCUUGAUUUAGAAUCUAGAUAUGACACUAAAAAGUUAUUUCAAGAAAAGGAUAUUUUUGAAAUGAAUUUAUCUCCGUGGGAGAUAAUGGGAAGAAUUAGAAGUUGUGGCCUUGAAGACUCCUUUAUCAGAAAAGAUUAUAAAUAUAAAAAGUUUGAGGGACAAGAAAAUCCUCAAGAAGGAUAUUUCAGGCAAGUGAAAAAAAUGCCCACCUACAAAAAACUCACAUCUCUUACUCUGUAUCAGAGAAUUCAUAAUAGAGAGAAACCCUAUGAAUGUGGGGACUGUGGGAAGGCCUUUAGAGUGCGCCAACAACUUACUUUCCAUCAGAGAAUUCACACUGGUGAAAAGCCCUAUGAAUGUAAAGAAUGUGGAAAAGCCUUUAGACAGUGUGCCCACCUUAGUCGACAUCAGAGAAUUCACACUUCUGACAAACUCCUCGAAUGUAAAAAAUGUGGAAAGAUCUUUACAUGUGGUGCAGAUCUUCGAGUACAUCAGAGAACUCAUAUUGGUGAGAAGCCCUAUGAAUGUAAGGAAUGUGGGAAGGCCUUUAGAGUGCGAGGACAACUUAAUCUCCAUCAAAGGAUUCAUACUGGUGAGAAACCCUAUGAAUGUAAGGAAUGUGGGAAGACCUUUAGGCAGUACGCACACCUUACACGACAUCAGAGACUUAAUAUUGCUGAGAAAUGCUAUGAGUGUAAGGACUGCGGGCAGGCUUUUUUGUGUAGUACAGGCCUUCGAGUACAUCACAAACUUCAUACUGGUGAAAAACCCUAUGAAUGUAAGGAAUGUGGAAAGGCCUUUAGGGUGCGGCAACAACUCACUCUCCAUCAGAGAAUUCACACUGGUGAGAAACCCUACGAUUGUAAAGAAUGUGGGAAGACCUUUAGUCGCGGCUAUCAUCUGACUCUCCAUCAGAGAAUUCAUACUGGUGAGAAACCUUAUGAAUGUAAGGAAUGUCAGAAGUUCUUUCGCCGUUACUCAGAACUUAUUUCACAUCAAGGUAUUCAUAUUGGAGAGAAACCCUAUGAUUGUAAGGAAUGUGGGAAGACCUUUAGACUGUUUUCACAACUUACUCAACAUCAGAGUAUUCAUUUUGGUGAGAAACCUUAUAAAUGUAAGGAAUGUGAGAAGACUUUUAGACUGCUGUCACAACUUACUCAGCAUCAGAGUAUUCAUACUGGUGAGAAACCCUAUGACUGUAAGGAGUGUGGGAAGGCCUUUAGACUUCAUUCAUCACUUAUUCAACAUCAGAGAAUUCACUCUGGAGAAAAACCGUACAAAUGUAAGGAAUGUAAAAAGGCAUUUAGACAACAUUCCCAUCUAACUUACCAUCAGCGAAUUCAUAAUGUAACUAAGUAAUUAUAGGAAAGCCUUCUACUGUGAAUUUUAUGUUAAAGGGCAUUAGAAAAUAAAUUCUAGGGGAAGUUAUUGAAUAUAGGAAUCCCUUUUGCUUCAUGCUUAGAACUCAGCUAAAUAAGAGGUUUUAUUUGAAGGAAAGGAUAUAUUAAUUUCAUGAAUUUGUAAAAGCCUUUCCUCAGCAUUAAAAACCAUGUUAAACUUCAGGAAAUUUGUUCUAGAAAGAAACUCUUAAAGGAGUAACUAUAAGAGAGCUUUUGAUCUUAUCUAUUGUAUCACAUCUAUUCUUCCCAUCUGUAUAAUAUACCUAUGGAGGUUGCUAGGGCACCUAACUCAUCCCAAAAAUGAUAAUUGAAAGGAAAGUCAUUUAGCCUGCAUUUCCUAUUGAACUGUAUUUUAGGGCAACUAGAAGUUGAUGAGCUAAAAUUCUUUAUUAGAGUUUUGUAACACAUAAUGAAAUAGUGGAUCUAGGCACAAAUCUCAGUAGAGGUUAAGACCAGUAGAUACCCAUCAAUUGAUUUUAAUCUCAUGAAAAGUAGGAUAAAACACUUUGUACCCCCAAUGAGUUAGAAUAAAGCAUAUGCAUCUUGCCCUCAAAUAUUGAACCUGAAUCUAAGCAUCAAGAUCUAACUCCCACUUUAGAGAAAAUUCAGGGAACAGAAGAACAUGAUAGAAGAAGAAGCAAUUAAACUAAUCUAAAAUGUGAGUAAUUCUACAAGAUGAAUGACCUAGCUUCUCAAGCAAUAAAAUGGCAUUGAAAAAGGGGAGGUAGAACUCUAGGAUAUUAAAUGAGUCUGAAGAAAUGCAUACCAAUCAAAUGUAAUGAAUUAGAUUCACGAGUUGAACAAACAUGUAAAGAGGACAUUUUUAUAACAAUUGGGGAAAUGGGAGUAUGGACAGCAUUAGAUAAUAUUUAAAAAUUAUGUUUUUGUUAGGUGUGAUAAUAGCAUCGUGGUUAUGUAAAAAUGUUAGAGGUAAGUUUAUACACAAGAUGAUGUUAAUGUCUGAAACUUUUUAAAAAUGCUUAUGCAAAAGAAAAAUUAGAAUGGAUAACUUGUUUGUCAGAGUGAUGGUAAGAUGAGUCUUGGGUACAUGGUUUUUGUUUAUUUUGUUUUUGUUAUUUUCUCUACUUUCAUGUAUUUCAACUUUCCCAUAAUAUUAUUUUAAAGAUAAAAUUAGCUAUGGUAUUAUAACCCAAUUGAAGUAAAUGAUUUUUAAAAAAUUACUAUAUAACAAAAUUUGUGGAUGUUGUCAAAGCUCUGCACAUUGGUAUAUUAAAUAUGCUAUAUCAUCUUUGGGAAAUAAAAACUGAGGGUCCAGAUUUUAUCUAGUUCACCUGUUACUACCUCUGUUACCAUGCCUGUCCCAUAGUACUUCAUAUGUUUAAAGAAUGAGUUUAAAAGCAAUUACUACACCUAAAUGUGGAAAUUAAUGGACUGGACCUUCAGUAUUUAAUAAGAUAGUUACCAGCAAUAUGUUGAGCACUCAUAACUGAGCACUUGAAUUGUGGCUAGUUUGAAUUAAAAUGAUGGUAAAGUGUAAAAUACACAUGAGGUUUUGAAAAUUUAGGUUUUUUUUUUUUAAGAUUUUAUUUAUUUGACAGAGAUCACAAGUAAGCAGAGAGGAAGGCAGAAAGCCCGAUGCGGGGCUCAAUCCCAGGACCCUGGGAUCAUGACCUGAGCUGAAGGCAGAGGCUCUAACCCACUGAGCCACCCAGGCACCCCCGAAGAUUUAGUUUUUUAAAAAGUGUAAUUUAUUUUGUUUCUCGCAGAAUUUCUCUGUUGUGAUAUCCAGUGGGUUGCAUUAUUACAUAAUACAGAACCCAAUUUUAGUAUCUUUCUGCUCCUAAGUAGCAUGUUUGCAUCCUGAGGUCUUGGUUCUACCCUGAGUCAUGCUUCCCCGCCCCCCCCCCCCCCUUCAUGAAAGGUAGCCCGUGUUUACAGCUGAGUAGAUUUCUCAGACUGUUUUUAGCCUGGAGAUGUUUUGGGAUCCCAAGCCCCUUUCACUUUGUAUUGUUUCUGUCCCAUUAAGUUCAAGCUAGUUGUCUUAACAACUGUAUUUUAAAUGGAUUUUAUUAGGGUUCACUUAGACAGAAGAUCAACAGGCUCUUCUUUUUGUUGGGCUCCCUAUGAGGCCACUGUGGAAAAAUGACUUUGAAAUUCUUAGAAGCCCUGCUAUUUCACAGAAAGGCUAAGUUAGGUUCAUCCUUAUUCUGAGGCUUCAUUUUUAGGACAGCACCAUAUUUUUUAUUUUUAUUUUUUUCUCCUCUCAGUCCCAAUUAGAACUUUGAAAACCCUUUGUUAUCUGGAAACACUGCCAUGGAACCCUCUGUAUUUCCUUGAAAUUCUACUUGAAAUAUUCACCAGUUGAUACAAUGAGUAAAAUGUGAUUUUUCUCUUUUCCUGUGUUAUGAUGGAUUAUCUUCAUGAAUUUCCAAACAUUGGCUAAGCCUUACAUCGCUGGAAUAAAUUCCAUUUGUUUGUAGUGCA
Messenger RNA from Mustela lutreola (European mink), 5741 nucleotides. RefSeq names its product ZFP30 zinc finger protein (gene ZFP30). The coding region runs from base 1666 to 3255 and encodes 529 amino acids. The record is from RefSeq and is a predicted model, not a curated record. Gene Ontology annotation, biological process: regulation of transcription by RNA polymerase II. Gene Ontology annotation, molecular function: RNA polymerase II cis-regulatory region sequence-specific DNA binding; DNA-binding transcription factor activity, RNA polymerase II-specific. Lineage: Eukaryota; Metazoa; Chordata; Mammalia; Carnivora; Mustelidae. The transcript has 9 exons.